AUGGGCUUCCCCACGGACGGGGUGGACAACAACGGCUGGAAGCUGUACAUCACGUCACUUGUUGCCAUUAUUGUCGCGGGGAUGAUGGUGAUUUCACGCUGUGCGGCCCGGCUAUGGUUGAGUAAGCUUGGCUGGGAUGAUGCUUCCAUCGUUCUGUCUCUUUGUUUCUCGAUUGCCCUGUCGGUGUCGAUACAAUUGGCCGUUGAACAAGGCUACGGCAUGCACAAGUCUGACCUGACUAAAUCGGAACUUCGCAGGGCACUGCAAUUGUUUUUCAUUGCGCAGACUCCCUACAAGGUCACAGUGUGGCUGAACAAAAUCUCAGCAGUCCUGCUGUACCUUCGUAUCUUUAUAUCGCGCGGCUUCCGGGUAUCAGCGUAG
Molecule: messenger RNA, 381 nt
Organism: Purpureocillium takamizusanense
Lineage: Eukaryota; Fungi; Ascomycota; Sordariomycetes; Hypocreales; Ophiocordycipitaceae
Product: Acylglycerone-phosphate reductase
Exons: 2
Coding region: 1-381 (126 amino acids)
Source: RefSeq, a predicted model, not a curated record